AGAACAUUGUACCCACGUAUAGUACACUCCCGCGGGCGCGCGAUGCGGUCUAGCGGAGUUGUCACCACCGACACUUGCUCUCUGCUCGCUGGAUCGUGAGGUCGCUUCUUUCCCGUCUGUCUGUCUAACGUUGGUUUAUCUUCGUUGUACCUUAACGGAGGCGCGUCGUAUGUACAAAUAUAAGAUGCACCUGUGCGACUGUUUCUGGUGAUCGAUCGAGGACCUAUCGUUGGAUUUUUUGUUUGUUUGUUUGUUGCACUUUUCGUCCAGGAUGGCGUGCAAUGCCACGCGGCGGAGGGAGCCGGCAGUUUUAAUCGUCCUGUCGUCGCUGCUCGUCUGGGCGAGCGCGGCCCUGAUACCACCGCCCUGGGCCGAUCCGAUCAACAAUCCCUGCGCCACGCAACCCCGAGGCUGGCAGCUGCUCUACUGGCCCGCGGACGGCAAGUGCUACAAGAUCUUCCAGAUCGGGGCACCAUGCCCGGAGACUAUGGAGCUGGGACCGUCGGCGGUGGGCAGCGAGACCCGCGCCGAGUGCAGGUGUCCGCCCGGCACCGCCCAAUCGCCCAGGGACGCCCAAUGCCAUCCGAUUUUCACGCGGGCCUCCUGUCCCAAGGGCCACUACUUUGCACCCGUGCCCGAGCCACUCGCCAAGCCAACGAGCAGCGCGAAAAAACGCUGGGGAGUGUGCCGAGAGUCCGAGUCGUGCCCGGCCCCCGACGACCUGUUCUGGCCGCGGGACGGCAAGUGUUACCCGCGACACUCGCGCGGACCCUGUCCCAAGGGUGAACUCUUGAUCCUCGACAGGGAGGACGGACUGGCCAAGUGCUCCUGCUCCCGGGAGGGCGAGCUCGGCAAGUAUUACGCCCCAGUCGCGGCUGGCUGCUACGAGCACUUCACCAGGGGCCCGUGCCAGGAGCCCGGCGAGCUAUUCCUGCCCGGGGGCAAGUGCGGCUGUCGACCCGACAUGCUCGAGUACUAUCCCCCCACCGGCAUGUGUUACCAGCUCGGUGGACCGGGUCCCUGCCCGGCGGGGCAUCGCUUCGUCAUGCGGCCGCACCACAACGCCUCCAACGAGGAGGAGGAGGAGGAAGAGGGUAGGGUAGCGCACGCGGGCUGCAGCUGCAAGCCGAACUACGUGCGGUACGAGGACGGGCUGUGCUACAAGCUGUACACCAAGGGGCCCUGUGAGCCGGGCGACAUGCUCGCCAACGCCACGAGUUGCGUGCCGGUGCCCUGCCGCCGUGGCCGGCUCUACUUCCCGCGCGAGCGCACGUGCUACAAAAUUGGAUCGCGAGAUCCCUGCUCGCACGGCCAGAUCGUCCUCUACGACUACAGCGCCAGUCCGUCGGUCGAUGGGAUCAGCUACAACGGCGUGUGCGGGUGCACGAGCUCGCUCAAGAGUUCCGGCCGGUGUCGCGACAACGACGGGACCGACGCUGUCCUUGUCAAUGGCACUCUGUCGUCGUCGUCGUCUUGCGAGGACAAGCCCGGCGUCGUUAUGAUGAACAACGGCACGUGUUACAAGCUGUACACCAGGGGCCCGUGCGAGGAGGGCGAGUGGCUGGUGGCGCGGAGAACGCCCCGGGUGGCCGAACUCGCCGAGGGAGUUGGCUCGGACGUGCUGCCCAAGGCGCGUUGCGAGUGCAGGCCUGGCUACACGAGGACGAACGAGCUGGAGAGCAACGGUCUGCUGACGACGGUGAGCGGCAAGUGUCAGGCACCCAUCGUUGGGAUCGCCAAGUUCUUGAACGAGAACGCCAGGGCUGCCAGGUUCUAAGGUUGUCACCCUACCUGUUGAGUGUUUUUUUUCGUUUUUGUUGUUGUUGUUGUUGAUGAUGUUGGUCUGUGAUUAUAAUGACUUUUCUUCUUCUUUAUCUCCUUGCUCCUCGGAAUGCGCAAACUUUGAAUACAACGUACGCGUGAUGGAGUUGUUUCGUUGACGAUCGCUCAUUUAUAGUCAACGAAUAGACUCUUCUUUUUUUUUUUUUUU
Copidosoma floridanum is the source of this 1990-nucleotide messenger RNA. RefSeq lists its product as uncharacterized. Lineage: Eukaryota; Metazoa; Arthropoda; Insecta; Hymenoptera; Encyrtidae. The record is from RefSeq and is a predicted model, not a curated record.